CCUUCCCAGCAGCGAAGGCGGAAACAAAAGAGCCCGGCGCCGCCGCCCGCACACUCGCGCACCGCGCUCGGGCGCACACGGAGCAGCCCCGCGAGGCGGCAGCCCGGGACACGCGGACCAGCCGCAGCCCCCGCCGCCUGCCCCAUGGCGCUGAAGAGGAUCCAGAAAGAAUUAAGUGAUUUACAGCGCGACCCACCUGCUCACUGCUCCGCGGGACCUGUGGGAGAUGACCUGUUCCACUGGCAAGCCACCAUCAUGGGGCCCCCUGACAGUGCAUAUCAAGGUGGAGUCUUCUUCCUCACUGUCCACUUCCCGACAGACUAUCCCUUUAAACCACCAAAGAUUGCUUUCACGACAAAAAUCUACCACCCAAAUAUAAACAGCAAUGGAAGUAUUUGUCUUGAUAUCCUGCGGUCCCAGUGGUCUCCAGCUUUGACUGUAUCUAAAGUAUUGUUGUCCAUAUGCUCGCUGCUCUGUGAUCCUAAUCCAGAUGAUCCCUUAGUACCAGAUAUUGCACAGAUCUAUAAAUCAGACAAAGAAAAAUACAACAGGCACGCAAGAGAAUGGACUCAGAAAUAUGCAAUGUAAUGUUUUCAAACACUUUCACUUAUACCAGAGUACUGUAAAAUCUGUGUCUUUUUCAACAUUAGUAGUAAAUCGAGCGCUGUUGGCUGUCUCCUUUGUUCCAUGAACCCUUUGGUUUCUACUCAUUUUAAAUGUGUUUCUGAAGCAAGACAGAACAAACCUCCAAAACUACCCUUGAAACUGUGCUGAGAGCAUUCAGCAUCUUGUGCUCGUUGAGGAGGACAUUUAUUUUGGUUUCUGAGACACUUGGACACCUGCAUCUUCGAAGCAAGAUCUGCGACAUCACUGAGAAACAACCAGAUGAUUAGAUGAUUUUUUUUUUUUUGCUGAAAGGAGAUGUUUUUACAUGAGAAACACUGUAUGUAUUGUCCAAGAUGUCAUCACUUUUAUAAAUCUGAAUUCAGAUUUCAUUCUUUGUUAGCUCACUUUAUAAUUUGUAUUUUUUUACUGUAUAGACUAAAUAUAUUCUAUGUCAACUCAUGACUUUUUUCCCUGUGAACAGUAUUGAAGCCCCCAACAACUGAUGAUGAAUUAACUGUGCCCCCUUGUCUUAGGAUAUUCUGUGGGUUGAAUGCAUAUUUCUUAAGCCGGAACUGAUCUUCACACUGUAUUUCCCAGUAUACCGAUUAGAAUGGAGAGACCCUUGUUUUGGUUUUACUGUACUUGACUUAACUUUAUUGCAAUGUGAAUUAAUUGCACUGCUAAGUAGGAAGGUGUGUUACUUUUUCUUUUUUUGGUUGCUCUUCACAUUUUAAUUUUUUUCUGUAUAGGCAAUAUUAUAUUGACACCUUUUACAGAUCUUACUGUAGCUUUUUCCAUAUAAAUAAAAUGCUUUUUCUACUA
Microtus ochrogaster (prairie vole) is the source of this 1428-nucleotide messenger RNA. It is a transcript of the gene Ube2d1, whose product is annotated as ubiquitin conjugating enzyme E2 D1. The record is from RefSeq and is a predicted model, not a curated record. Lineage: Eukaryota; Metazoa; Chordata; Mammalia; Rodentia; Cricetidae.